Molecule: messenger RNA, 645 nt
Organism: Spirodela intermedia
Lineage: Eukaryota; Viridiplantae; Streptophyta; Magnoliopsida; Alismatales; Araceae
Source: the annotation of a GenBank genome assembly
AUGGCGUCGGGGCUUCCGCCAGGAAAUCUCAGGCAUUUGGAAGUCGCCGGUGCAGCAAUUGAGGCUUUCGUGACCAACAGAGCUCAGGACGUAGACGAGUGGGUGCAGCAGUUGGAGGAUCCAUGUGGGGGGACGAAGAUCGUCGGUCUCUCCUUCUUCUGGGAUGUCUGCUCCCUCCCCGACGGCUCACUCCGGCGGACAAUCUACUCCAUCCACGUCUCCUACGUGGGGAAAUUGCUGGUUUACCACCUCUCCGCGGAGGUCAACGGCGUCAUCUCUACCAGCCUCGUCAACUUCCUCUGCGAUCUCCGCAACAUCUUCUUCGGCGAGGACAUCCACCGGAGCCUACAUGCACUAGGGUUUUACGGCCGCUGCAGGCACAGUUUCACGAUGGAGCUGACCGAGGUGGCGCGGAUCUGCGGCGUCUCCCCCGCGACCGUGUUCGCCGGCGAGGUUCCGCCUCACGUGGCUCUGGGGGUGGUUCUUCUCACGGACCUGGAUACAGGCCUUCUUCAUGUCACGGAUCUUGGGAGCCUUCUGCCCUGCACUUGGCCGAUGAACGACUUUCAGGUCCAGCUCGCCGCGCAGACGUCCUUCGUUGCUCAGAAGCUCGGCAUGUGCGUGUACUCGCGGAACCUUUUUUAG